Sardina pilchardus (European sardine) is the source of this 2660-nucleotide messenger RNA. It is a transcript of the gene tagln3b, whose product is annotated as transgelin 3b. The record is from RefSeq and is a predicted model, not a curated record. Gene Ontology annotation, cellular component: actin cytoskeleton. The transcript has 5 exons. NCBI's taxonomy places the organism in Eukaryota, Metazoa, Chordata, Actinopteri, Clupeiformes, Clupeidae. Gene Ontology annotation, molecular function: actin filament binding. Gene Ontology annotation, biological process: actin filament organization. Bases 1229 to 1828 code for a protein of 199 amino acids.
GCCCAGUUUGUUGAGCUGUUUGUAAAAGGGAAUGCCCUGUAGGCACUGUAGGCUUUGCUUCAGUGUUCUCAGUAUAAGUGAGACUAGCAAGAGUCUGGGCCCCCCACUUGCGGGUGCCUUGGGCUGUUCAUUAACGUGUGAUGCGCUAUUGGCCUGUGCUCAAUGGGCCGGGGAUUUGUCGUCCUGUAGCCGAAACCCGUAACCGCCCCUGCUGACUGCUCUCUUGACCUUUCAGUCAUGUGCUAGAGGAAAACAAUCAAACCGCUGGCUUGUGGUCAUAACUUCUGCAUGGUCUUAAUUGCCAAUCCAGCUGGUAUCAGUGAAUUUAGUUCAUGUAUACUCCUGCAGGAUUAGUAAUCCUGGAUUACCAAUACUGUGCCAGUUUAUUUGCAAAAACACACCUAGUGACAUUUGAAGUACACCACCCCUCUCUGAUAACUAUGGCCAUAUUAAACGUCACUGCCAAAUUUGAAUUUAUACUGAGUAUGUAUUGUACAGGGUAGGCCUACUUGUUUUUUUCCCCCUGACUAUGUAAUCCAUUUAUACUCUAAUGUUGUUUUAUCUGUUCUCUCAACAGAGGCAACAGACAUCAGUAAUGAUCUUAAUCUAAUAGUCACAGGGCACAGCCCUUGAAUAUGGCAACUGAGGAAGGCAGAAUAGCAAAAUCACUGAGGGGAAAAAAAUAAGUUCUGGUAUUUUACCAUGAACACACACUACAACAGUAGCCUACCAUGACACCACUUUUCUGAUUAUUUAUCAUUCUGGGAAUUGUUUUGGUAGGCCUAUUAAGAAAACUGUAACCAUAUAGGCUAGACAGUGUAUCUGCUACUGAGGUUAAGUGCAUAUGCCGCUUCAAAGUGAAAGCAGUGUAAUAGCAUACAGAACGUGUUUCCUAUCCUUGUAAUCUCACGGGAACUUACUCGUGGCGUCUGCCCAUAAAACGAGUGGCGUGCCACACCAGAGUCCGACGCCUGGCCCCACCCCCGGUCCUGGUACAUGGAUGUUGCAGUCCAGCAUCCUCACCCCUUGUCCUCACAACGGAACUGACUCCGGCCGAAGAAGAAAGGGACACGCCGUCCUCCACCUAAGCGACGCUCUUUCAGUAAGGUAUAGUUAAAUAACGUUUUUAGAGAGUUUGUAUAUUGCAUACGAAGGAAACAAUGUUGCAUUAAACAGGAGUGCAUCUUUUUUUUGUGGACCUAAAGAUCUGUUACAUUAUUAAGACGCCAUGGCAAACAGAGGACCCACUUAUGGUCUAAGUCGAGAGGUGCAGGAGAAGAUUGAUCAGAAGUACGACCAGGAUCUCGAAUCCAAACUGGUGGACUGGAUCAUCGUCCAGUGUGGGUCGAAUGUGGACAGACCACAGCCAGGGAAGCAGAAUUUCCAAGUCUGGCUUAUGGAUGGAACUCUACUCUGCAGACUCAUCAACAGUCUGUAUCCUCGUGGUAAGGAGCCCAUUAAGAAGAUAGCAGAAACUCAAAUGGCCUUCAAGCAGAUGGAGAAGAUCUCUCAGUUUCUCCAGGCUGCAGAGGCAUACGGCGUGAUCACCACAGAUAUUUUCCAGACCGUGGACUUGUGGGAAGCAAAGGACAUGGCUGCUGUACAGAGAACGCUGAUGGCCCUGGGAAGCCUAGCCCUAACCAAGGAUGACGGACAUUACCGCGGUGACCGUGACUGGUUUCACAAGAAAGCCCAAAGCAACCGACGUGACUUCUCAGAUGAGCAGCUUCGACAGGGUCAGAACCUGAUCGGCCUCCAGAUGGGCAGCAACCGCGGUGCGUCCCAGUCCGGCAUGACCGGCUACGGUAUGCCACGGCAGAUCAUGUAAAAGUCCCCUAUUCCCCCAUACCUACCCGCAGGACCUUAACCUCACCAUAGUCACCACCCAGUGGAGGUGGAGAACUCCAGCUUCAGAACGUAGAAGUCCUGCCAUGUUUUGGUUUCUACAUGUGCACACAGGUGACUUCACAAUUCAGCUGAUCUACCUGGCUACCUGGAGUUGUGCUGAUUAGAAUCAGCUGAUUUAGUGAAUAGUUGAAGCUAAUUUGUGGUGGGACCUUUAUUUUUUGAAGCCAGAUGUUUCCACCUCUGCCACACAUGAUGCCGUGUAGUGUUGUUUAAGAGACUGUCUCCUUGCUCUACUCUGCAAAGAGAGAGAGACGUUUCUUUGGCAAGCAGGAGGCCUUCGGUUUACCAAAUGAGUAGAGUGGAAUUCUCCUCCUGGGAGUUCUUUGUACUGCCGCUUAUGCGUUGAAAAGUAUUGCAGCAUGCUUAUAAUAUUAAUAAGUUAUUUUUGUUAUGUUAUUUAAAGUUUGUGUAAUUUUUUGUCAUCAAGCAUUUUCGUGUUAAUUUAUGAGAAUCUAGAGAUGCAAGAGGUACUCCAAUGCUUCUUUUCAAAACUUGAAACCUAAACUUGAAAAGAUUGUAAUGCUGUUGCUGCCAAUUCUCUCACCAUGACAGCACUAAUUUUUUUAUUUAUUGUACUUUAUUUGUACUGUACUGUCUUCAUGUGUAUGUGCAUCAUGUUAGAGAGACUGAAAAUGCAUAUUUGUCUUUUGACUUUAAUUUCUCAAUUGUAUGUACAUUAUCAGAAUGCUUGUUUAUAUUUUGCUGCUUGUGAACGAAAGUGUUCAAUAAAAUAACAUUAUAUGCAAGAUGAA